Molecule: messenger RNA, 1044 nt
Organism: Effrenium voratum
Lineage: Eukaryota; Dinophyceae; Suessiales; Symbiodiniaceae
Source: the annotation of a GenBank genome assembly
AUGGCUCAAUACUGCCCAAAGUUGGCAGAAUGUCGAAAGGAGGUGUUUGAUAGCAUCUUGGAUGACUGUCGCAUAAGCUCGUUGAAAGUCACCGAGGGCCCGGAAGGUUUGGGCCUUGCAGUUUGCAAGAGCCUCAGUGCGGGGGAUGAGUUGUAUAAUUGCUCAGCCCUGCGAAUUCACGAGCACAGCCAAGCCUGCCGCGAGCUAGAGGACUUUUGUUUUAGCCUGACGCACCCACGGUUCCUCCCUGCGUCCUGCUACUGUGCCGCCUUGAGUUCACUCUCAUUUUCGCAGCUGGAGGGUAAGUUAGAGGGCUUUGAGACGGACAUCAACGCCGGGUGUCAGCAGUCGCUUUUGGCGCUUAGUAGGCCUGCUCGUGUGGCACUCCGUGCGCCUGGAAUGACCCCCAGCGAUGAUGGGGUUGAAGAUGCCACUGCCCAUGCCAUCUUGCAGCAUUACCAGCUUCCACAUGGUCUGCUGUUGCCCUUCGUUGAACUUGCAAAGGUGUGGCGUUACAAUGCUUUUGCAGCAGGCGAUGACAGAAUGGCAGUUUUCCUGCUGCCGUCCUUGUGCAACCACAGCUGCAACCCAAGUGUUGAUUAUGCCCUUGAUCUGGAUGUUGAUGGCAAGGUCACCAUGUCUCUCGUAGCUUCUCGAGCGCUGGCAGCCGGGGAUUGCGUGACCAUAAGCUACAUUGAGCAGACUGCAGCCACUGAGCCCUCGAGGCUGGCACGAAGAAAGACCUUGGCAGAGGGCUGGCUGUUUCUAUGCUGCUGCGAGGCAUGCACCGCAAGUAUGUGCGGCUUGUGCAGCUGCGGUGAGAAGAUGGAAUUGUGGAUCAGCGACUUGCAUGGGGGCCCAUAUGAGGACUCCGGAGAAGCGCCGACCUGCGACGUCUGUGGGGAAGUUGAUUUGGUGGUGUCUGGCCCCUACUUCUUCCACUGCAAGGACUGCGAGGCCGAUGUGUGCGCGGCCUGUGCAGCUAGCUGCUCGUCAGAGCCCGACGGAGAUGGCAAAGAGCCAAUUGAAUCGAGUGGGCAGUGA